GAUAACUUAAAAAUUAAAAUCUUCAUUUAUUCUUCUUCAACUUCAACUGCAUCUUCAAUCUUCCUCACAAGGAUCCUUUUUUAACUUAAGAGAUCUUUCUGAGUUGUUGUGAGAUGGAAAUGGUGUCUGGGAAAGUAAUUCAAGGUUGCUCCAACGCAGGCAAUCCUUUCCAUGAGUGUACUCCUAUCUGUUUAGAGAAAUUAAACUCCGUGGAUGUCUACAAGAAGGAGAAGAAGCUCUUUGGGUUUGGUAAGAGAACUCCAAGCAGGGACACUCCUCCAGGCAGCCCCGCUAGUGGAAGCAGAUCACCUCUGCCCAGCUUUUUCACCAAAAAGAAGGUCGAGUCAAACAGUUCAUCUUCCACUACUGAUCACACCAAUAAUAACUUCUUCAGCCGCCUUUCCCCGCUACAUGCACUCCCAUCCCAACCCACCAAGAACGAGGCUGCAACAAGUGUGAACUCCCUCCUCAUGUCUCCUACUCUGGCUGGGUAUUCAGGGGGAGACUUUUUUGCAAGAAGGGGUGCUGUUGAGGAUGAUGAUAUGUACUCUCCAAGGCCUUUUGGAACUCGUCCUAAGACGCCUGAACACCCUCUUAGGACACCUCAGCAUAGGCCCCGUACACCUCAGCACCUCUCUGAUACUAGGCCAAAGACGCCCAUACAUGAGUCCUCUGCAAUAGGAAGGAGGCCCCAAACACCAGAAACUAGGCAGCAGACUACACAAAAUAGAGGGAGGCCAACAGAGUUCAUGGAAAGAUCCCCCGGGCCUAGGUCCAAGACCCCAGAGCCACAACCUACCUACUUUGAACCAUCCUCAAGGACUCCAAAAAAGCGGUCCAAGACGCCAGAACCCAGUCCUAGGGUUCCACAAACUCAGCCCAUAUCCCACAGAUCUCUUGACAGCGCUGCUAUUCAAACACCUCAGCCCAGUCCUAGGCCUAGGACGCCUGAACACCAGACCAGGACAGUGGAAACAAGGUCAAGAAUACAUGAAAGUAGGCCAAAGACUGCCGUCUCUAGAGAAAGAUCACCUCAUCACAGAGAGACGAUCCCACAAAAUCAACAAAGGUCCUUUGAGAUGGGUGAAAGGUCACCUCAGGCCUACAAUUAUCUUGGGAGCAAAGCUGAGUCAGAGAACGAUACUGAAUCAGUUCUACUCUAUCCAGAACUGAUUUUGUCCCCUCAAGAAAGGCCAGCGAGCUCAGAUGAGGAUAAAUUUUCAUUUGUGGAUGACGAUGAUGAUCGCGACGAUAAGCAAGACAAGGAGCCUCCAGAGCUACCAGAUGAAUCGCAGAGCUUCAGUCUCUCAGAAAUCACCCGGAUGAAAGGAAUAAUAGUUAAGAAGAACGAGGAGAUCCAGUCCAUUGUAUCUGCCGAGUCCAUUGUCUCUGUGGGAGACUACAGAGUCAGAGCGAGCGUGUCGGCCACUCUUUAUCAGAUCCUCGACAAGCACGGCGACAUUGCGUCCGGUUCUAAACUACACUCGCUCGCCACGCGAUCCUACUACCUCGAGAUGCUCGCCUCCGUUGUUUUCGAACUCCAGACGACGCCCUUGAAGCAUCUCAAGGAGUCCCGCGUGGUGGAGAUGCUAGCGAUUGUUAGAGACGUCGAGUCGGUGAAAAUCAAGGCGGGUUGGCUCACGCCCGUCCUGGAGGAGAUAGUCGAGGCGGUAAAGCACUACGAGCGGCACAAGAGGAGCGGAACGGAGAGAGAGGUGUGGGAAGGGGAAGUGUUGCUUGCGAGACAAGAAAUGGAGAGAGAGGUGAAGGAGCUAAAGGAGAAGGAGAAGGGAUUGAAGGAGUGGAGGGAGAGAACGUCGGAGAUGGCUGGGAAGUUGGGUGGUCUUGAUAUGAGAAGAGCGCGUCUUGACAAGAGCUUGGCGCUUUUGAGUUCCAAGGUGGACAAGUUUCAGGGUGAAUCUGUACUUCAAGCCAUCUUUUGACCCUUCUUUCAUUUGGCGGUUGCGUUUGCAUCCGAUAAUUCUUUUGUUCAUCACGUGUGAGUGACAAGACAAGCCUAGCGAGCCGCAAAAUAAGCAUUUGCUCAAAGCACACUGUAAGGAGCGGUUUGUUUUGGCUUUUGGGUGGAGUAUCUCAGUGUCUGUAUAUGCUUCUUCUCUAUAUCUAUACCUCCUGCACUAUAUAUAUUAUUAUAUAUCUUUUCAA
This is a messenger RNA of Raphanus sativus (radish), 2166 nucleotides long. RefSeq lists its product as uncharacterized. The record is from RefSeq and is a predicted model, not a curated record. NCBI's taxonomy places the organism in Eukaryota, Viridiplantae, Streptophyta, Magnoliopsida, Brassicales, Brassicaceae. The transcript has 4 exons. The coding region runs from base 114 to 1943 and encodes 609 amino acids.